Echinostoma caproni is the source of this 279-nucleotide messenger RNA. The record is from the annotation of a GenBank genome assembly. Lineage: Eukaryota; Metazoa; Platyhelminthes; Trematoda; Plagiorchiida; Echinostomatidae.
AUGUGCACGGAACAGGUUCAGUUUGAGCAGGUCAGUCGUGAUUCAACGGAUGGCGGUAUUGCUGCUGAUCAAGAUGAUAAUAAAACAUUCAUGUCAUAUCUCGUUUGCAUUCGUUUUGAUACUGGCCGAUGCGAUUCAGCCACAUGUUGCCGAUCUUUCGGUCGACUGAGCAGACAGGAAGUUGCGACUGAACGCCGAUUGGGUUUAGAUCACGACUACCGACAUUUGCAUGUGGCUUCAAACGCACUGUUGGGUGAAGACGCCUAUAUUUCGCAAUAA